UCAAUUGAGUUGGUUGCUCAUUUGCUGUUCUUUUUCUAUCUACUCGAAAACAACAUACGUUUUGCUUCUUUUUCACCACUAGCUAACAAAACAAUUGCUGGUACAGUUGCAUAUUGCAUUAUUAAAACAUGACGACGCGAGUCUUAACGGCUGCCAAUAGAGUUGCAAAUUUCAGCGCAGAAGCUGAACAAAAAUGGAAAAAACAAAACUCUCUGCGGAAAAUCGAGGAAAAGUACAAGUCCAGUCAGUUGCACCAAGAUUAUCUGAUGGAAAAAUUUAGAAAUUUGGAGUUGUUGGCUAACGAGACUAUAGGGCCGGAUGACUCGGCUAAUAAAGUGAUACAGUUCCACCUGGAUAAGAUGAAGGACGUUGAAAAGAUAAGAGAUCACGUGAAGACCGCUGCAGGAGAGCGGAGACAGGUCAGAUCCCAGGGAUCUAAGCGGCAAUCAAACUCCAACAAUCAGUCCCAGCAUUCAAACGAAAAAGAACUAAUGCUUCAAGCAAGAAUCUUGAGUGCCAACAGGCAAAAAAGAAGCGCCCAAAAAGACAUCCGAAAGUUUCUCGACCGAGCACCGCCUCCUAGAAUGGUAAUCAAAAGAGGUCAAAACAUGGAUGGUAUAGGGUUCGAAACUGACUUAAACUAUUUCUCAGUUUGCGGGUUGACACAGCCGAGCGACAAUGCUGUCAAGCUUUUUGCGAAAGAUUCUGACAAUGUUUUUAUAACAAGUAGUAAGUGCUCAAAGGUUAUCGCUGAGCAAGCAGUUGCGAAUCCUUCGAAACUCAACCGAGUGUUGGUAGGCAGGAAUGGACUUGUUCGGACUGAUCAGUCGGCACUCGGCAGCGCAAACGGACUCCGAAAGACGGCAAGGAGUUCGGAUUUUAAUGCGACGAAAUUGUCGGAUACUUCAUACAUGGCUGAAAUCCCGGCAGAUGUUCCACUGUCGUGGAAUGAUCAGCUUCGUAAAGAAAACGUUGUUGUCAAAGAAGUUAAGAGUGAGCCGAAACUAGCUGAAGAAAUGGAUAAGGCCACAGUCUAUAAAGAGAAAAAACUUCAGUUCAAAACGCUACUUGAGGAAGAAAAUCUGGAAGGUUUGAAAGCUAAUUCCCUGUGGCAAAAUGCAAAUGAGAACUACUCUUACUACGCCGACUAUACGCCGAGUGAAUCUGAUAGGUGCUCCCAAACUGAUUCGAGAUACGACGACGACCGAGAUGAUUACCUCACAACCCAAGAGAUCAUCAAAAUGGUGGCGAAUAAGAAUCGAGAGAAAAUGAAACGAGAGACGAAAAGCGCGAAGCCGAGACUAGUGUCCAGUCCGACUCAGAGCGAAGAAAUUGAACUUCCAAAAAUGGAAAUAAAUUUUGCACAGGCAAGAACUGAUGAAAGAUUUCGGGAAAAUGGUAGCAAAAAACCGACGGCUACGUCGAACGAAAGUUCGCAAACGACAACAGUAAAUUCACGUCUGCUUCGAGCGCAGACUGCAAAACCUUACACUAAUUGGUACCCCACAACUCUAGACGUAUAUCAGUCAGCCCAAAACUCCGAGUUAAAAAAUAAGGAUCGUCGGCAAAAGGAACGCCCAACAAGACAUCGGCCAAUGACUGGAACUCACAGGUACCCGAACACCGAGCCGAAACCUCACAAAGCCUACACGCCUAUAGUUUUCCCCAUGAACUAUAUAGUUGCUCAAAGAUCUAUGAUGACCAAUGAAAACCAAGUUAUAAAUGUCAUAAUUGACUCUGAUAUUCACGACCAGUUUAGUUCCUUUGCCGACCCUCGCGAGAUCUCUUCGGCUCUCAGCAACCGACCGAAGUCCACUUCGAUGUUUCCGAUCGCUCGUGGCGAUACUGCUGGGUCGACAAGCUCGAUGACCAGACAAAGACCGAGUGGCUCUGUGCAUGAAAAUAGAACAGAUACCGAAAGUGAACUGUGGGGUUCGGGCGGGUCUCUGAGUCGCAAAGCGGGAGGUUUUCGUGUUGGGUCCCGUACCGGAAGUGGGAACGAGGAAAGUGACCACGAGGAGAUAAUGAAUUACACAGAGGGUAUCAGGGUUCAAAUCGCAUCUAAAGCUGCUGUCACCAACCCACCUCCUGCACCAACUCCUGAGCCAUCUGGUUUCGUCUCACCUUUACACAACUCACCGCGCAGAAAGUCUUCAAAGAAAGUGCGAAUCAAUGGCUACUAGUGUAAAAACUGAUUAAGUACAUGUAAAUUCUAUAAUUUUGUUGAA
Messenger RNA from Symsagittifera roscoffensis, 2228 nucleotides. RefSeq lists its product as uncharacterized. The record is from RefSeq and is a predicted model, not a curated record. NCBI's taxonomy places the organism in Eukaryota, Metazoa, Xenacoelomorpha, Acoela, Convolutidae. The coding region runs from base 129 to 2183 and encodes 684 amino acids. The transcript has 2 exons.